AUGGCUGGACUACUGCUCGGUGCUGCAUUUACUGCUGUACUGCACCAUAUCUACCUGUUUAUCCUGCGAGGACACGCUGUGUCAGGCCAAUCCUGGAUAAAGAACUCCAAUGCUUUGAGUACAUUGGUCCAGUGGCUCUGUACCGCGUCAGUCUCGGUAUCACUGACACAACCCGUGAAUAGUAUCUUAUAUUCAAACCUCGGAAGCUCCGAAUCCAUGGCCUCACAAGAUCUGGUGGUUUAUCCGCCGCUGACCAUUCACUGUCCUUCAAUUGGACCGUCUAUUUGGUAUACUCAGUCCUUUUCCAAAUUCUCCACCUGGAAUCAUCCAAAAGGCUCGGGAAUGUUAUUCCUGUUAUCAUCAUGGCAACACUUUGGCAAGCAUUUGCGCUCGUAUCCAUCCUCGCUCCUAACUCUCGAAGUUGGCUCAACUUCGCCCCAAAACAGUGCUAGUAUCUCCGUGCCCACAAUAUUCUUCAGUAAAUCCUAUCUUGUUGAAGUUUCAUGUCAUUACCACCCUUCUCCAUCAUGGCAAAAAAUUCUCGACAAUGCAUUACAGUCCGAUACACUCGUUGGUUGGAAUGCACCUGUAGGGUGUGGGACCGAGUGCAAUUACACGAUCAAAUACUCUGCACCUGCUCUGCGAUGUACAGAGCUCGGUCUGGAUGAACUCAACACAUUGCUCCAGGGCCUUGGCUCCCCCCGGCCUGUGUAUAAUGCUACAUCCAACUUUAGUCCCUUUGCAAUUAUUAACUGCGAAAGGCUGCAAGAACUCAAUGCCUCCACCCUCAGUUACCUAGCCAUUGUGAAUUGA
Messenger RNA from Guyanagaster necrorhizus, 813 nucleotides. RefSeq lists its product as uncharacterized. The record is from RefSeq and is a predicted model, not a curated record. The coding region runs from base 1 to 813 and encodes 270 amino acids. The transcript has a single exon. Lineage: Eukaryota; Fungi; Basidiomycota; Agaricomycetes; Agaricales; Physalacriaceae.